GAUCAUCACAAGGGCCGGGAACCAGACAAGGUGGGGAACCAGCAAAAUAGUCGGAAGUGGCCUCAUUCCACAGGUUUUGGUCAUUGUUAUUUUAAAGAAGAAGAAACUGUCAGGAUUUGACCACGCAUUGAGGUUGAAAGAUGCAGCAAAGUUCCAUUGGAAGACAGGGUCAACAAAACCAGGGACCCAACAUGAAUAUAAACAUCAAUAACCAAACUCAACCACAACGACGCCCUGUAGGACUUACGUUUCCAAUACAGGAAGGUUUUCAAGGUGGUCAAGCUAGGAUUAAUGAUGAUACGGAGAGUGAUGCAGGGUCGUUGUUGUAUGACAAUAACUUUGCUGGAAUUCAGGCUACACCAUCCUUUCAACAACCAGCACUGUCAGAAAAUACAAGGGAUCACAGUUUGCCAUCCAUAUUUCCUGUUCAGUCUGCAUCAGGAUGUUCAGGUGUUUCUAUGAAUAUACCUUCAGGGGGACAUCUCCGACCCUUGCAGAGUUACAAUGAGGAGUUAGUUGAACCAGGUGUAGUUGUGGACCUACAAAGAUUAAGAGGAAUGUUAAAACAGCGACAUGGUGAAUCUAAGUAUCAUAAGGAUGUACAAAAUUGUAUGAGGUCAUUUCAACAGGCUUUAUUUAGUGAAGAUGAUGCCUCACAAUAUGCCAUACAACUGCUAUACUAUUUGG
Molecule: messenger RNA, 687 nt
Organism: Ruditapes philippinarum (Manila clam)
Lineage: Eukaryota; Metazoa; Mollusca; Bivalvia; Venerida; Veneridae
Source: RefSeq, a predicted model, not a curated record